Molecule: messenger RNA, 1525 nt
Organism: Zingiber officinale
Lineage: Eukaryota; Viridiplantae; Streptophyta; Magnoliopsida; Zingiberales; Zingiberaceae
Product: 26S proteasome regulatory subunit RPN13-like
Exons: 13
Coding region: 423-1340 (305 amino acids)
Biological process (GO): ubiquitin-dependent protein catabolic process
Cellular component (GO): cytoplasm; nucleus; proteasome regulatory particle, lid subcomplex
Molecular function (GO): endopeptidase activator activity; ubiquitin binding; proteasome binding
Source: RefSeq, a predicted model, not a curated record
AUUGGUUUGGUUAGGUUUUCGGGGAGAUUAAAGUCCCUGCUUCCUCCAGUUCGGCACGAAUCCAGUUCACCGCCGGCGCCGCUUGGAGCCAACUUCACCCACGCCGGAACGCCUCCCUCCUCCUCCUUCAAUUGACGCAGCUCCGCCACCGAAUUUUCAUCAUUUCUCCGAACCCCUCUACUUCCUACGACCGGAGCAGAAGAGCGAUCCUCGAUCGAAGCUUUCUCUGUCCCCUUCGUCUCAAAUUUCUUGCUCCUUUUUUUGCGACCGCCAGAUCCGCCGCCGCACUCCGCACCUCAUGGAUCGUUGGUCGCCUCCUCUGGUCUUUCCUUUCUGAGCUUUGCUGGUGAUUGAGUACGAUUGUAACAGUGAAGAAGUGCUUUAAUGAUUCAUAGCCGUUUUGGCAAAUCUCUGCACAGAGGAUGUCGAUGUUGGAAUUUCGAGCUGGGAAAAUGUUUCUUGAUGGCACUCGAGUGAUACCAGACACUCGGAGGGGUCUUGUACGCAUAGGAAGAGGUGAGGAAGGGCUAGUUCACUUCCAGUGGCUUGAUCGGACGCAAAAUAUUGUUGAAGAUGAUCAGAUUAUCUUUCCAGAUGAAGCAAUUUUUGAGAAGGUGUCUCAAUCAUCAGACAGGGUGUACAUUCUGAGGUUUAAUUCUGAUAGUAGGAAGUUUUUCUUUUGGAUGCAGGAGCCAAGAGCCGAUGAGGAUUCGCAGAUCUGCACCUCUGUUAAUUUCUACAUUAACCAACCUUUAGAGUUUACUUCACCAGAUCUGAUGGCAGAAGAUGAGACUGAAGCUUCAGUACCACUGCAAAUGUCUGACACAGGGGAGGAUGAUUUUUCAUCCAGAGCUGGAAACCUUGUUGAUCAUAAUAUGGCCAGCGAGCUAGGUGGAGAAGUUACUUCUUCUGGUGGACCGGUGCGGUUGGAGGAUUUGCAGAGGAUUCUAAGAAGCAUCCAAACACCCGAUGUUGUUGAAGAUCCCGAUGCAGGAUUUGGCUUAGCUGAUAUUUUAAAGCCUGAUUUGAUCUUGCCUGUUGUCGAAACCUUGCCAGUUGAGCAACAUUUUUCACAAUACUUACCUGAGGGCUCAUGGACUGCUGCUGAUCUCAUGGAGCUGUUGCAGAGUCCACAAUUCCACCAGCAAGUAGACACAUUCACUCAUGUGAUUCGAACAGGGCAGAUAGAUCUUUCGCAAUUCGGAAUCAACCCGAGCAAAUACAAAUUUACUGUUCUCUCUUUCCUGGAGGCUCUGGAGGACUCCGUGACAAAAACAUCAGACACUGUCGGAGAAGAGACACAAAGGGAUGGUAGUCGUGAUGCCAUGGAUGAGAGCUGAAACCAUCAAUUUCAUUGCUGUUGAACAAGUUUCUCAUGUGCGGCUGUUUGGUACUGGUCUGGGGAAUUCUUUUUCAGUUUCAUUCGACUAUUCAAUAGGGGAUUUGGCUGUAACAUUAUACCUAAUUUACAAACUUGGACUAGAUGCAUUCAUCAAUAAAUUAAUUUACUUAAGAUUCAGAUAAA